Molecule: messenger RNA, 2463 nt
Organism: Symbiodinium sp. CCMP2592
Lineage: Eukaryota; Dinophyceae; Suessiales; Symbiodiniaceae
Source: the annotation of a GenBank genome assembly
AUGGCACAGAUCAAGAAGGUUGAGUCCAAAGCAGCGGUGGAAAAGGAGCUCCAGCAACUUCGGGACCAAAGCACCGAGGACGUUGAUGCACAGCUCGCCGAGCUCCUGAAGGAGAAAGCCGAAUUGGAAGCAGAGUCAGCUGCUGUGGAUGAAGGGGUGCGGCCUGCCCUGCCGAACGUCGUUCCGGAGCCUCUUCUUCUGCGAGACCUCGCUGGCCAGAAGAAGUUGCUGGUGCCGGGACAGCCUCAGCCGCCCCGGAGCCCAACGCGCUUGGCUCCGUGGGCAAAGCAGGACAGACAGCGAUCGUGGGGCCCGGCAGCCGCUGGAGCCCGGGACUCGAUGACUCCAACGUCGAAGGCCGAGAAGCUCGGCGACACGAGCUCGACUUCGCCGUCCAGGAGCCGCGCCACCUCGCCAAAGCCAGAGGGGGAGAUGAGUUUGCCGCUGCCCGCCCGAGCCCAGGAGUGGCAGAUUCGCCAACUACGGGAUGACCUGUGCUUCUGGAGCGAGAAGUUCGGAUGCAGUGCCAGAGUGGAUCCCUCUGCUGUGGUCGUCCAGAUCACCGGGGAGGCGCAGGCCGGCGCAGCCAAGACCGAGCUCUUUGCACUGAUGGAGUAUGACCUCGAGUUGGAGGCGGGUACCCUCAGCCGUGGCGUGGUCUCCAUCACCGGGAGUACGAAGUCAGCUGGCAGCGCGCCAAGCGAAGACAUCUCAAAUCCCGAUGUCGUGUUCGAUUGCUGCGACACCGAUGCCUCCGGCGAGCUCGACCUGCACGAGCUGAAGUUUGCACUGAAUGCCUUCGGCUUAUUUCCAAGCCUCGACUACCUGAGGGACUGGAUGGGACGCCACACCGGCAUCGACCGGAAGACGUUCCACAAUCUCCUGGACCAGAAGAAGCGCAGCGCACCGACGUCGAUGAGGCGGCCACGGACCAUUCCCUACGCCCGCCGAGGAGUCCGUAUGCAGCAGUUGGAUGACCUCCAGCAUGCCUUCAUUUCCAGCGGCUGGCUGAAGUCGAAGUGCGACAUGUUCAACGAAGAGAACAUGACUGCGAUUGCGAAGGGAACUGACUUCGCCAUGGACACGAACCUCUACGCACUGAAUCGCUGGGUGAUCAUGCCAGGCACAUCGCCGAGCGCGGCGGAGUCCUUGCCCCCCGAGUUGCGCAGGUCAGCUGGCAUGCCCGAGCCCACCCACGAGUCCUCCUACUCAGAGCUGAUGAAUUCUGGCGGGCUUCCCGUUGACUACUUUGUCUCGCACUUCUGGGGCCAUCCAUUCCAGGACACCUGGUCAUCUCUGAGCCUGUGGUCUUCGCAAGUCCACUGGCAAAUCGGGAAGGAGCCUGAAAACAUGGUCUACUGGGUGUGCCUGCUGGCAUUGAAUCAGCAUCAACCAGGCGAAGAGGUUGGUGGCUCUCCGGAGGAGGGCCCUUUCAAUGCCGCGUUGGUGCAAAGCGCAUGCGGGGCAGUCAUGGUUGUUGACGAAGAUGUCUCCCCGUUCUCGAGGAUCUGGUGUCUCUUCGAAGUGAAGCGCCUCACAGAUCUGAAGAAGGAUUUUCACUUGAUAUCUUCCUGUGGUGCUAUGGGCUCCAACCUGCAGAUGGUCGCAGAGGACGAGAAGAGGCAGGCUCUCUUGGACUUCACCCGCCGUGUGGCUGGUGCACUGUCGCAAGUGUCGGCUUUCGAGGCCAGGUCCAGCAGCGAGGAGGACAAGUUUGCGAUUUGGCAUCGAGUGGCCGAUCCGCAUCUGCGCAGAAUGCCUUUGGCCAUUGCCCGCGAGCGGAAGCUCUUCAACCCCAAUUCCUUCAAGCGCUUUGACACGACCAUUCGAAGCCUGCUGGCUGCACCCCUCUUCCAGACGAGUCUUCAGGAGGAGGAUGCGGCCAGUGCGCUCCGUUACAUCGGCCUCGGCGCUCCCUUCGGCGAGGCGGAGCUGCAGCGUCUCAGCGAGGAGUGGAAGGUCGACGUUUGCCAGGAGAAGGUUGAAGUGCAAAGUGGUACACGCAUGGUUCCUUGGCAUUUGCUGCACUGCGCCGCCUACUUCGGACAUGCAGACUCCGUGGCGUCUCUGGUGCGUCGCAAAGCCAAGCUUGAGGUGAAGACGACAUUCGGAUUGACACCGCUGCAUCAAGCAGCACGGAAUGGCCAUGCACAUGUGUGCGAGAUGCUGCUGGAUCUGAAGGCCAACAUCAACGCUGUCACUCGCGACUCGCGUUCAGCAAUGCAGAAUGCGGCGCACCAGGGACAUCGAGAAGUUGUUGAACUCCUGGCGACGCGUCGGGCAGACAUCAACCACAAAGACCAAAAUGGGAUCACGGCACUGCAUUCCUCAUCUGUUGCGGGCUAUGACGAUAUCGUCAAGGUCGCGGUUGACCUGCAUAGAGAGCAGCGUGCGUUGCAGAGUCAUCAUGAAUUCUACCCCAUCCGUGGAACAGUUCUGCAACACCGGAGCCCUUUGGCUUAG